Ogataea haglerorum is the source of this 672-nucleotide messenger RNA. RefSeq lists its product as uncharacterized. The transcript has a single exon. Gene Ontology annotation, biological process: regulation of transcription by RNA polymerase II. Gene Ontology annotation, molecular function: zinc ion binding; DNA-binding transcription factor activity, RNA polymerase II-specific. The record is from RefSeq and is a predicted model, not a curated record. Lineage: Eukaryota; Fungi; Ascomycota; Pichiomycetes; Pichiales; Pichiaceae. The coding region runs from base 1 to 672 and encodes 223 amino acids.
AUGAAGAUCUUGUCCCAGAUGGAUGAAGCCAGUUCGCAGCCUGUCAACCAGAGCCAUCCGACGAAGCCUGCAUCUUUAGCAUCAAAUUCAUUAUUGCUACCGCCCAUCCUGUCCUCAGUCACGGCACCGGUAUCUCCGCCUUAUAAGCCGAGCUUGACAUCCGCUAACUACGCUGCGCGGGUUCCCUCGCUACCCGCGCCCCAAUCCUUAGACGCCAAGACCAUACCGAAUCCAAUUGAUCUCCGAGGGACAGCGAAGAGAAUUUCCUCGCAAGUCGGCCCGAUCCCCACGGCUCGUGUCCCGCGCAGCCUGCCAGACGACGAGAAGGAGAAGGCUAGGAAGCCGCAGAAGGUCUCCAAACGAUCGAGGAAGGGCUGUUUAACGUGUAGGUUCCGCAAACGCAAGUGCUGUGAGACUAAACCAGUGUGCACUGAGUGCAAGCGGCUAGGCAUAAAGUGCUCCUGGAUCACAAACGGCCUUGAAAAUAAGAACAAGUCGAAGAAGAAUCCCGACUUCCUCCGAAACGACGAAUGCUACGACGACAUUUUCGGCGUUAUCAAAGUGGUCAGAGGCAAGAUAGACUACAAAAUCGCAGACGGCGACUUUGUUGAGGGCAACAAACCUCCGGACGAUGAGCUGUACAAUAAAGAGGCAGACACACACAAAACGUGA